CUACAAAGAUUUAUAAUUAUUCCGUAAUUUACGUGGUUGUUUCAGUGUGUAAAGUUUAGCGAGUUACUUCGGUGCUCUGUAUAUCCUCUAGUGUAGCUUUAAUUAGUCAGAAAGGAUUUUCUAGUAAGACACGAACUGCCUAUGGAUAAAACACCUUCGAGAAGUACAUUAGAGAAUGAAACGCCUGAGCCAGUUGGGCUCACUGUGGGCAAGCCAAUGAGUGCUGCACUGAAGGACAGAUUAAAAAGAGCACAACGUUCUUUUACUUCCCCACUCAGUGUGGUUAAAAGACUUAAAGUUGACGAGGCGGAAUUCCCGCAGGCUUCAAACAAAGAGACGACAGCGGGAGACGAGGGUGUAAUGGAUGUCACCAGAAAUGAGACUGGAAGAGAAGACUGUCUGAAGUGCUUUGGGUCAGAUUGCCCUCAGCACUCUCAAUAUGAAUUACUUCAACAGAAAUUAAAGAAAGAUGUUAAAGAGAAAUCUGAAACUUUACGAAGGCUUAAGAUGGUUAAAAUGUACAGAAAAAAGAAUGACCUGACACAGCUGCAAGGACUGAUAGAUAAAUGGAGACAAUGUGCUCAAGCAGUGCUGUAUGACCUACAAACAGAAUUGCCUACAGAUGGCCAGAAGGCCAGUCUCUCCCAGCUCAUUGACCACUUUGGACUGGAGGACUGUAUACUUCACUUCAACAGGACAGAGGAGGAAUUCACAAACAGCUGAUGUACGAAUAUUGUUUUUGUUAUUCAUCAUCAGACUUCAGGUGUUUCAAAAAGACAGUUUCAAGUGUUUUCAAUCCACCAAAUUGACAGCACUAAAUUAAAAUGGUCCCUGAUUGGUUUUGUUAAAAUUAAAUUUUAGAAAUGUAUUUCUAAAAUUACAAAUGGAAUUUGCAGCUGGAACUUGUUAGAUUUGUUUUACUGUUUUGCACAUUGUGGUGCAUUUUUCUCUAUGCUCUCACAUAACAUGGAUGCAUUUUUGUGCCUGUUCUAUAUGUAAUUAAAAUGUGAUUGUAAAUAAAGGUAAAUAGAAUUUCUUAUUUUUUAACCAGCGCUCAUUUUAAAAUCCUGUUUUAGUGAUGAUUAUGUUGAGAAAAAGCAGAGGGGAGUCUUCACUUGCAUACUCGGCUCAGGUCAUGUUUGGUCCUUGGCCUCCUCUACAAAUUAUUCAUCAUAACCCUUUUGUU
Neoarius graeffei (lesser salmon catfish) is the source of this 1186-nucleotide messenger RNA. It is a transcript of the gene sfr1, whose product is annotated as SWI5-dependent homologous recombination repair protein 1. Gene Ontology annotation, cellular component: Swi5-Sfr1 complex. The record is from RefSeq and is a predicted model, not a curated record. The transcript has 3 exons. NCBI's taxonomy places the organism in Eukaryota, Metazoa, Chordata, Actinopteri, Siluriformes, Ariidae. Gene Ontology annotation, biological process: positive regulation of DNA-templated transcription; double-strand break repair via homologous recombination. The coding region runs from base 142 to 723 and encodes 193 amino acids.